AUGAAUUCUAAAGCAAAUAGCACUCAGGCAGGGGGUGCUCAAACUUUCAACUUCAAGUCAAAGAGUCAAAGAGUCAAAAAUCCCAGGCUGUUUGGUUUCUUGCUGACCGCAGACACAGCAUUGGUGGUGGUUGAGCCGCCAGUUGCGCUGGGGGCGCAGCAGGCGCCCUUCACCGGGGAUACUUUUGAGAAUGUUCCCCGGUCACUGUCAUCAUCAGGUGACGAUGCCCCUCGGAAACGCAUGAAACCGAAGUCGGCUGAGUCCGAAACCUGUGCUAGGAAGUGCGUCUCGACGUGCGUUCGGGGAGGAGCCGGGGGACCGGGGACAGAGGGGCCCCUAAACGUACGAAAACCGCUGGUCGUCUUCAAAGAGGGCUUCAGGAGCCGGCAAUACUGUCUCUCCGAGUGUGUCGAAAUCUGCAACAUCCUUACCAAAGAUUGAGAGCUAGUCAUACUGGGGUCGGCCGUGCAACUUGUCAAUCAAGUUUGGCUGAAACUUAGUGUAGUCUUGGCGGCUCGAUGGCCGCUAUUAGGAUAUUCGUGACAGAUGUAACAAGAUAAGUUCAAAGAGUUGACUGAGACUGGCCUCAAACGGUCAAUCAAUAGUUUCCCCGAAUCAAAUUGAGCUCGAGAGCCUGCUUGUGCAGCCCUGCUGAUUUUCAUAUGACGAGUGGAUUCAAGCUAGUGAUCAAAACAUUGAUCGGAAACGGACCGGAGAUUGAUGGCAAACCCAUUGAGUAACGAAUGCCAGAAUUUACUCUUGCAGUUUACGCACACGCUUUUUGGUCCUGAGUUGCUAAGAUCGUUUACGUGCAACCCCUGUAAGAUGAAUACUUAAAGCCCGAUUGUUGUAACUUAGCUUGGGGACGGUCAGCUCACACAAGGAUCAGCUUAUCACAGGCACUGAGCCAUGUAUUGACGCGGACGCCCACGAUUGUCGAC
Messenger RNA from Klebsormidium nitens, 941 nucleotides. The record is from the annotation of a GenBank genome assembly. Lineage: Eukaryota; Viridiplantae; Streptophyta; Klebsormidiophyceae; Klebsormidiales; Klebsormidiaceae.